AUGCGGCGAGGUCUGUCCGGCAUAGUCCAACCUGGUUACGUUGAAGAAGGCGAUGGCUUCGUUGUCGAGAGCUCCAGCUAUAGUGUCGUUCCUCUACGACGGAUCUCCAAGCCUGAAGCUGAGCUUGAGUCGAUAGAUCCAGUACCGACAGUCGAGUAUGUCGUAGUGUGGCUACUGCUGUUGUGUUGCCAUGGUCUGUGCGCAGCUUUCCUAUUGGCGAAAGGGAUGAUCUACUUCUUCAUGGAAAAUCCACUUAUGGCAUACUACGCCAACUUAUUGGCACUUCCUGAAUGUCGGUACUUCCGCUUAUUCGGAACGCUUGUGGGGAUUCUCGGAGCACUACACGGACUACAAUUGGUCCUUCAUCUGCUAUGGUCCAUCAAAUCUCGAUCCCCCGCUGUAUUUCCUCGAGCCGCGAUAGUCAAUCGAGUGAUUAGACAUUUACAAGGACUAAAGACUGCGAAAACUCAACCGGUAGUAUCAGCUUCUCGUUCUCGAAGCUCUAUCACCUACAUCAGUGCUGCUACAGCUGCGGGUUUGCAGGAUAUGCUGAGUGUCCAAGGUGACCACUUCGCGUUAGUGUUCAUGAUUCGCAAAGCUGCGGAAGCAGGUGCACAGAUCGUUCAGUGUUAUCGCUACAGCUCAUUAAUCAGUCGAGUGUGGAUCAAUCAAGUGUAUGCAGCUGUGGUGGUUGUUAACUGCUGGGUUACGCCUGCACUGGACUAUCUCAUGGUGACAUCCGAUUCUCGAACUGACAAGGAGAUAUCGAUGGCAAAGGAAGAUGCCGCUUUAUCCAUUCGAGAACGAACCAUUUGCGUUACUGUCGAUACACUGUUGACGAUCAUGACGUGUCUUGCGUUACCUCUUGCCAUCUUCGUGCCUUACGCUAAGGCAUUUGACGUAGGUUGGUACGGUUUUCCGCAGGAAAUGCUGUACAACGAUGUGAUUUUCCCCAACCUUAUCCGUGAAAACCAAGCUCUUUUUGCUCUGAGUUUCCUCGAUGGGAUGACGAAAUUUAUACCGCACUUGAGUAUUUUACUCGGAACAGCGAGUAUUAGCCUCAUUCUGGAAUUGUAUCCUCCUCGACGAUUUAAGAGCAUCAAAAGUAAAAGGAGUUCCACCGUUGCAGUUCGUGGGCAAGUACAGAAUGAACAACCGGAAAGCAGUUUGACACGUGUAAAACCCAUGCACGUCGUUGGUUGGAGUUUUUUUAGACGCUGGGUGGUUCCUGUUGGGUUUAUUACCGCCGGAGCUACUGUGCUCGGAUUACAUCUUCAUGCCGCACACUUGGCGAGCACAGGUGAUCCUGCAACUAUGACAAUGUGUCUGCAACGACUUCGACCGUGGUUUGCAGUCAAUGUGAGCUGUUCGAUCCUUGAAUACAAUUGCUACACGCGCGGCGUAUUGUCACCACCAUUCGAUGUAUUAGAUCAACUUCAAGGUGAUGCCGUCACUGCCAUCGUUUUCGAGCAUUGUCCAGAAUUUGAGAUGCCUCCAGCCAUCCGCCGUUUCCCGAAUUUACUAGGACUGGAACUUUGGAAUGUCUCGAUCGUAAAAUGGGAUGCAGACGCUGCGCUGAACGCUGAUCUUCACCCGAACAUGUUUUACCUUACCAUGGCUUACACGAAUAUGACCGAGAUGCCUCGAGGUCUUCUAACCACGCCACUACCGCCACUACUCGGAGAUAUCGAGAUUUCAGUCACCAACCUUGAGGUUGUCCCAGACGAAUUAGCGGAUGCGUGGUCCAACGUACGACUCGUUUAUCUGGAACACGCCCCGCUCAAGGAAUUCCCUACUGCUUUAUUUAAGAUUCCAUCGCUAUCGGUCUCCUUACUAGACGACGGACUCGAGACGAUCCCUGAAGACCUGUUCACGACGGUAUCUUUACUUGAUGAGUACUUGGAGAUCUGUUUCUCUUACAACCCGAUCAAAAAUCUCCCUUCGUCGACCAGAGAAAACGUUUUUAUCAACUACCUGACUCUUGAUCAUACGGAAUUGACGAAUUUGCCAACCUGGGCAAAUGGAGCUGGUCAGUGGAUAAAUCUGGGUGGGUGUCCAAUUUGCAAUGACACGGAAGCGAUAUUACCGGAAGUUGCUGAUUGUACCGACUGGGGAUGGAAUCUGAUGGUCGAUGGAAGAUUCCCGUUAGCUUUAGUAGCACAAUUUCGAAGAUUAGAGUAA
Molecule: messenger RNA, 2181 nt
Organism: Phytophthora nicotianae INRA-310
Lineage: Eukaryota; Oomycota; Peronosporomycetes; Peronosporales; Peronosporaceae
Exons: 1
Coding region: 1-2181 (726 amino acids)
Source: RefSeq, a predicted model, not a curated record